This is a messenger RNA of Cornus florida, 4541 nucleotides long. Its product is annotated as kinesin-like protein KIN-12B. NCBI's taxonomy places the organism in Eukaryota, Viridiplantae, Streptophyta, Magnoliopsida, Cornales, Cornaceae. The record is from RefSeq and is a predicted model, not a curated record. Gene Ontology annotation, molecular function: microtubule motor activity; microtubule binding; ATP binding. The transcript is spliced from 16 exons. Gene Ontology annotation, biological process: microtubule-based movement. Bases 265 to 4332 code for a protein of 1355 amino acids.
UUCUUUUUUUUCUUUUAAACAGCGCUCUCUAGAUCCAAUACAAUUCAAAAUUAUUUUGUUGUUGUUUUUUCGACUUCAUGUGAAAAUUAUGACGUUUUCAUAACCCAAUUCAAAUUCAGCACAACGGCUCUCUCUCCCUCUUCUCUCUCUCACACACCACUCUCUCCCUUCUGUAUCGAGAUCUUGUCUGAUUAAACCCUAGUGUUUGCUCUAUCUUCGUCUUACGCACUUUCUGGACUUUCUCUCUCUAGAUUGCUGCAAACAAUGAAGCACUUUAUGCAACCAAAAAAUGCAAUAUUGAGAGAGAACAAUCCAUCUCUGGAGAGCCCAUCGUCUUCAAACCCUAGUUCGCUGAAAAGGAAAUCAACUCGUAAACAGAAGUCGUCGACGAAAGAGAAUGCUCCGCCCCCAGAUCUGUAUGCGUUGCCGGAUUCGUCACCUUCGCCGUCCUUUUCCGGGAAACCCUCGCCGGCGGCGGCCGGAAAGAUGAGGAGUCCUCUUCCGCCGAGACCUCCGCCCUCCAACCCUCUGAAGCGGAAGCUCAAUAUGGAGACCGUCCCUGAGAAUGGGCUUCCUGGUUUCUCUGAUUCUGGAGUCAAUGUUGUAGUGCGAAUGCGGCCACUGAAUAAGGAUGAGGAAGAAGGAGAGAUGAUAGUUCAGAAAAAUUCUAGUGAUUCUUUGACGAUCCUUGGACAAACAUUUACAUUUGACUCUGUUGCGGACACUGAGUCAACACAGCUGGAUAUAUUCCAGCUUGUGGGAGCUCCUCUUGUUGAAAAUUGUCUUGCUGGCCUUAAUAGUUCUGUAUUCGCAUAUGGGCAGACUGGGAGUGGAAAGACUUAUACAAUGUGGGGACCGGCCAACGCCUUGUUGGAAGAAAACCUAUCUAGUGAUCAGCAAGGCUUAACGCCCCGUAUUUUUGAGAGACUUUUUGCUCGCAUAAAUGAGGAGCAAAUUAAGCAUGCUGACAAACUCAUGUAUCAGUGCCGCUGUUCUUUUCUUGAGAUUUACAAUGAACAAAUCACUGAUUUGUUGGAUCCCAGUCAAAAAAACCUUCAGAUAAGAGAGGACGUCAAAACUGGUGUCUAUGUUGAAAAUUUGACAGAGGAGUGUGUAUGUACAACAAAGGAUGUGACACAGCUUUUAAUAAAGGGAUUAUCAAACAGGAGGACUGGUGCAACAAGUAUAAAUGCUGAGAGUUCCCGUUCACACAGUGUGUUUACUUGUGUUGUUGAAUCACGAUGCAAGAGUAUGGCAGACGGUUUGAGCUCCUUCAAAACAAGUAGAAUAAAUCUUGUUGACCUUGCUGGGUCAGAAAGACAGAAACUAACUGGUGCAGCUGGAGAACGCUUGAAGGAAGCAGGGAAUAUCAAUCGGUCACUUUCACAGCUAGGGAACUUGAUAAACAUACUUGCUGAAGUUUCCCAAACAGGAAAGCAAAGGCACAUCCCCUACAGAGAUUCCAGGUUGACUUUUUUACUGCAGGAAUCUCUUGGUGGAAAUGCAAAACUAGCAAUGGUCUGUGCUAUUUCUCCAUCACAAAGCUGUAAGAGUGAGACUUUCAGCACACUACGAUUUGCUCAGCGUGCAAAGGCUAUUAAGAACAAGGCAGUUGUUAAUGAAGUAAUGCAAGAUGAUGUGAAUUUCUUACGUGAAGUGAUACGGCAGCUAAAGGAUGAACUACUUCGAAUGAAGGCAAAUGGCAACGAAACUGAUCCAAAUGGAGGUUAUUCAACAGGAUGGAAUGCCCGUAGAAGCUUGAAUCUAUUGAAAUUCAGCCUAAAUCGUCCAAUGACAUUACCUCGCAUAGAUGAUGACAGUGAUGAAGAAAUGGAAAUCGUUGAGGAAGCUGAUCAAGUUAGUCUCCAGUCAGCUGGCAGUGAGGAAAAUAACACCAUGGAUGUGAGCAAAGUAGCAUCUAAAGAAGGAACUGAUGGGGAGCCUCAGCCAAACAUAUCAGGAAGUGCAUGUGUUGAGGAACAAGUUUCAGAGGAUACAGAUGUUAAUAUGGAAGAAGAAAUAUCUGAAAAAGUUGACAAGCAUGAAAUCAUUAGUGUUGAUUUUGAAGAACCUGUUACAAAUACAGCAGAUUGUUCAAUGGCCAAUGUGCUGAACCAUCAUGAUUCCAUUGAGGGAAAUGAUGGGGAUAAUUCGAUUCAUUCAUUGGUUAAUACUCGUGAGAAAAAUUAUUCUGGUCAGUGCCCUGAAGAGUGUCUUACACCCUCUAUCAAUACCUUGUUGAAUGAUGAAUCUUUGAGCAUGCCAGUGGUGGAUGGUCAUGUUUCCCCAAGUUUGCAAUCAGCUAGUCAAGUUUCUGCAGACAUUGUGCCAGAAGAUACACCUAGUAAGACUCAAAUUAGCUUGGGAGAUGGUAUGGAUCCUUCUAACCUCAGCAUAGUUCCAUGUGACGUAUCCCCAGUUCUUAAGUCACCAACUCCAAGUGUUUCACCAAGAGUUAAUGACAGCAGGAAAAGUUUAAGGACUUCAUCAGUGCUGACUGCUUCCCAGAGGGAUUUUGGAGAUGUUAAUAAGCCAAGCUCAGAAGCUGUUUCCUUAUCUUUUGCAAAGCCCUCAAAAAGCAGCUAUUCGAAUGCUUUGUCUACUCAAACAAGUAAAAAUUAUUUCAAACCAACUGAACAUUUGGCUGCCAGUCUCCAUCGUGGUCUUGAGAUCAUUGACGGUCAUCGCCAGAGUUCUGUUUUGAGGCGGUCAUCAUUCAGAUUUUCUUGCAAACCUUCAGAUAUUAAGCCGAUUUUGCCUGUUGACAAAGUUGAUGUGGGUCUUCAAACUUCUUUUGAAGAGAAUGAGUUACUGGAAGAGGAUUUAAUGAUACGCUUAUGUAGUAAAUGCAAGGGUAGAAAUUCCCAGCACGAGCUCAAAGAUGGUAAUGACCGUGCGGAUCUGCAGUUAGUACCUGUUGAUGUGUCACAGUGUGCUGAAAAACCCAAGAAGCAAGUUCCCAAAGCAGUAGAAAAGGUGUUGGCCGGAGCAAUUAGAAGGGAGAUGGCAUUAGAAGAAGUUUGUAACAAGCAGGCCUCUGAAGUUGUGCAACUUAAUCGUUUGGUCCAACAGUACAAACACGAGAGGGAAUGCAACGCCAUAAUUGGACAGACACGAGAAGAUAAAAUUGUUCGCCUUGAGAGCUUGAUGGAUGGCAUUUUACCUACUGAGGAGUUCAUGGAGGAUGAAUUAGUAUCGCUUACAAAUGAGCAUAAGCUUCUGAAGGAAAAAUAUGAAAACCAUCCGGAAGUUUUGAGGACAAAAAUUGAGUUGAAAAGAGUUGAAGAUGAGCUAGAACGUUAUAGGAACUUCUUUGAUAUGGGUGAGAGGGAUGUUUUGUUGGAAGAGAUUCAUGAUUUAAGAAGCCAGCUGCAGUAUUAUAUAGACUCUUCACCUGCAGACAGAAGACGAGGUCCUCUGCUGCAGUUAACUUAUUCAUGUGAGCGAAGUGUGGCUUCACCUUUGUGCACAAUUCUGGAGUCGGCUGAGGGGAGUGCUGAGCAGAAACUUGAACAGGAGAGAAUUAGAUGGACUGAAGCAGAGAGUAAAUGGAUUUCUCUUGCAGAAGAACUGAGAGCUGAACUUGAAGCUAGCCGGUCUGUAGCAGAAAAGCGGAAGCAGGAAUUGGAUUUGGAGAAGAAAUGUUCAGAAGAGUUAAAGGAAGCAAUGCAGAUGGCAAUGGAGGGCCAUGCACGCAUGCUUGAACAGUAUGCUGAUCUUGAGGAGAAACACAUUCAUUUGCUUAUGAGACAUAGGAAGAUUCAAGAUGGGAUAGAUGAUGUGAAGAAAGCAGCUGCCAGGGCAGGAGUUAGAGGUGCUGAAUCUAAGUUCAUAAAUGCCCUUGCUGCAGAAAUUUCAGCUCUAAAAGUAGAAAGGGAAAAAGAGAGGCGGUAUCUUAGGGAUGAGAAUAAAGGUCUUCAGGCCCAACUGAGGGAUACUGCUGAAGCUGUCCAGGCUGCUGGCGAAUUACUUGUGAGGCUCAAAGAAGCAGAAGAAACUAUUGCUGCUGCCCAGAAGCAAGCUAUGGAUGCUGAACAAGAAACUGAGAAGGCUUACAAACAGAUUGAUAAGUUGAAGAAAAAACAUGAGAAGGAGUUAAGUACUUUGAAUCAGUUACUUGAGGAGUCUCGUUUGCCAAAAGAAGCAUUUAGACCACCUCCUUAUGAUAACUCGGACAUGACUAAAUAUGAUGCAGUGGAGCCCCCCCACAGUACGGGUGAUCAGCAAUGGAGAGAGGAGUUUGAGCCAUUCUAUAAUGUUGAAGACGGUGAAAUAUCAAAACUCGCAGAACCCUCUUCGUGGUUCUCUGGGUACGAUCGAUGCAACAUAUAGACACAAAAUUUAUAGCAAACUACUAGUGUAUGUAAUACUAACAGUUCCUGUUAUGGCAAAUAGGUCUAUAUGCUACUUUGGUAGUGAUACCAAGAGUUCUCACCAAUUGUGAGGACCAAUGUAUUGGUUCUCUUAUUGUGCUUUGUAUUCAAUUUGGAUUCUUGCAUCAUAAGGGUUGAAUGAAUGAAUAUUUCUAUUCUUUUUCCAAA